AUGUCCACCGUUAUAGUUGGCGGCGGAAUAAUUGGCGUGUCCAUUGCAUACUUCCUUUCUGAUCCAAACAUACAGAGAAGGCAGCCAGGAGAUAUCCAUAUCGUCGACUCCUCUGAAGAGCUGUUCGCCUGUGCAUCAGGAUACGCAGCAGGGUUUAUUGCUAGGGACUGGUUUGCUCCCCAGCUACAGCCACUGGGUGCGCUGUCAUUCGACCUGCACCAACAGCUUGCGGCCGAGCAUAACGGGGCCGAGAAAUGGGGGUACAGACAGAGUAGUGCGUUGAGCCUUCAGGUCGAGGGCUCAGACGGGAAGAAGACUGCGAGGGGUGACGACUGGCUUCGUCGGGGAGCCAGUCGUGCUGAAGCCGCAGUGGUGGACAAGGACGAAGACAGCUCAAUGGCAGACGGGAAAGAUCCAUCGCCAGCAUGGUUGACGAAGCAGAAAGGCGGUACGGUAGAAAGGAUCAGUAAGGAGGGAUCAGUUGCACAAGUAGAUCCCUUACGGCUAUGCCAGUUUAUGCUUGCCAGAUGUAUCGAGCGAGGCGUACGGGUCCACAACCCAGCUCGGGCGGUAUCUACGAUCAAGCACCCAGCGUCGGGAGCGAUACAUGAGGUAGUUAUCGAGGAUACCAAGUCACGUAUGAAAUUCAACCUUCCAUGCACCAGUAUCGUAUUUGCUGCCGGCCCGUGGACGCCUCGAGCCUUCAGCACUCUCUUCCCUCUGUCCAGAGCACAUAUCCCGGUCCUGGCGCUAUCAGGGUACUCGCUGGUCUUCCGCUCUCCUCGCCAUACCUUGCACCAGGAGCGGGAGGCCCACGGCGGGAAGGGCCAUGCAGUGUUCACCACUCAUCCGCAAUCGUGUGGGUUCAGUCCAGAAAUCUUCUCUAGAGCCAACGCAGAGAUAUAUCUUGCUGGAUUGAAUGGGCUGGACAUCCCGCUGCCGGAGGUAGCCACUGAUGCACAGAGCCUGAUGACAAGGGACAAGCUAGCUCGCGUGAGAGAGGCUGCUCGCAUACUGAUGGGCCGUCCGCAUGAAGACCCGGAUGCGGAGAACGUCGACGACCUCGAACUGGUUAGGGAGUCUCUCUGUUUCCGCCCAUACAUCGAGUCCGGACUUCCCAUCGUUGCUCGUCUGCAGGAUACCAUCACAGGGGCCACCGAUCGACUUUCUGGUGGACUGUUCAUGGCGACCGGACAUGGCCCUUGGGGCAUCUCGCUCUGUCUGGGGACGGGCAAAGUGAUGGCGGAGAUGAUCUCAGGCAUCAAGCCUAGCGUCGAUAAAUGUUUGUUUUAUUUUAUUUUCCCUGCAAAAGACACCUCACGUGAUUCCGCGUUUUCGCGUCCGUUUUUGGUUAAAUUUGAAGUUGAAGAAGUUGAAGCAAUUAACAUCAUCGGCAAGCAAGGAGAAGAAGAGGAAAAGGAAGAGGAAGACGGAGAAUAA
Molecule: messenger RNA, 1440 nt
Organism: Microsporum canis CBS 113480
Lineage: Eukaryota; Fungi; Ascomycota; Eurotiomycetes; Onygenales; Arthrodermataceae
Product: FAD dependent oxidoreductase
Exons: 3
Coding region: 1-1440 (479 amino acids)
Biological process (GO): retrograde transport, endosome to Golgi
Cellular component (GO): cytoplasm; late endosome
Molecular function (GO): oxidoreductase activity
Source: RefSeq, a predicted model, not a curated record